This is a messenger RNA of Mycetomoellerius zeteki, 639 nucleotides long. RefSeq names its product fas apoptotic inhibitory molecule 1. Gene Ontology annotation, biological process: negative regulation of extrinsic apoptotic signaling pathway via death domain receptors. The transcript has 5 exons. The record is from RefSeq and is a predicted model, not a curated record. Bases 49 to 639 code for a protein of 196 amino acids. NCBI's taxonomy places the organism in Eukaryota, Metazoa, Arthropoda, Insecta, Hymenoptera, Formicidae.
AAGGUCGAUCAAUAAGGAGGCCAGUACAGGUGCAGUUAUAGAAGAAACAUGGCAGGCGUUCUACUUCGAAGUCUUCAUAAUUUGGAAACUUCUGCAAACGAACCUACUGCCAAAUGGACGGUUCCUUUGAGUGACGGGAAUCACGUGGUAGAGUUUGAACAUGGUACAGCAACAGGCCGACGUGUGGUAAAAAUCGAUGGCAAUAAUAUAGUUCAUAGAGAUUGGAUGUUUCGUCUAGUCGGUGAUGAAGUCUUCAUGUUUAAUAAUACCAAAUUUGUAAUCAGAGUCGAUCCAAUGCCAGGUCUGAAAUAUUCUUAUUCGUUAUGGGUGAACGGAAAGAGUUAUAAGCAAUUUGUCCAGUCGCAAUCAAAAAUACUAGAAACUUGGUUGGCCAAAGUUGGGAACGAAGAAUAUAGAGUUGUAUUAGAUAAACACGCUCACAGCGUUUGGGUGAAUGGACAAGAAGUGGAAGUUGAGAAUGAAUUUAUGGACGGUGGUGCAGAAAUUCUUUUCUCCGUUGGUGAUUUACCGGCCGCUAUUAGAUCUUACAGUUCGGAACAAAAAGAAAUCGGUAUAGCGUACGUUUUAUACAUCAAUAAUGUUGAAAUACAACAAGAUGCUUUAGUGGAAGAGUCUUAA